Molecule: messenger RNA, 5556 nt
Organism: Larimichthys crocea (large yellow croaker)
Lineage: Eukaryota; Metazoa; Chordata; Actinopteri; Sciaenidae
Gene: satb2
Product: SATB homeobox 2
Exons: 14
Coding region: 783-3479 (898 amino acids)
Biological process (GO): chromatin remodeling; regulation of transcription by RNA polymerase II
Molecular function (GO): RNA polymerase II cis-regulatory region sequence-specific DNA binding; DNA-binding transcription factor activity, RNA polymerase II-specific
Source: RefSeq, a predicted model, not a curated record
AAGUGACACACUCUGAUUAGAACCCGGUCCUCUGCGCCGACUAAUCCCGCUCGUUCAGUAACCCAGACGGUGCUGUUUGCUUGUCGGUCAGUUCGGUUUGGUUUCUUCCGGGUUGUCUGUUUGGUUUCCACACGAGUGUUUUCCCGGCGGUGUCGCGUCCUUUUUCUUUUUCUCUCUCUUCAGAGGAUGAAGCCAUGAGUUCAGAGGACGGCACACUUUUACCACCGAGACCCGCUUUGAGCUAAAAGCCGGACAGACGCGUGAAGGGAGGACAAAACCAGGUCCAGACUGCAUCCAGAAUAUCAAGUUUGUCUGUGCGCUCCGGUCCGCCAGCAGAGUCCACGGCUUCAGGACCGAGCUGUGCCGCUCUCUCUCUCUCUCUCUCUCUCUCUCUCUCUCUCUCUCUCUCUCUCUCUCUGCUACAACUUCCUCAGAGACGAGCAUCCUCCGUCGACCUCCCGCGUCCGUCCACCUCUCCACUCGCCGCUCCGCCGCUAGUUGCGCGCUAUCGUCGCUCUCACACACAGACACACACCGCCACCAGUUACUAACUUUUUUUUUUUUCGUGGCUCUCCGGGGUCCACCAUCCGGUUCCGACGAGUCCAGCGUCAACACAGUACCAGCGUGAUCGGCCGUGUAUCCAGGAGCCGAACCAAAGCUCAGCCCUGGAUUCAAUACUCCUGAUCAAUGGACAGAGCCUCCUCAGCGGCCAGCAGCGCUUCAGACACGCCGUAAACAACUCGUUCUCUCUGGCUGGAGCUCCUCUGGGGGUCUGGAGGAGGAUGGAGCGAGGAGGGGAGAGUCCCAUCACCCAGGACAGCCCUGAGAGGAGAGGAGGCAGCCCGGACCUCAGCGGCAUUCCACCGCCUGGGAAGAAGGGCCGGUUGGAGCUCAACGGGAGCCCAACUGGACCACGCAUACGUCACAACGGAGCCCCACCAAGACCCCUAGGAGGUCUGAUGAUUCCAGUCUUCUGUGUGGUGGAGCAGUCAGACGGAGGGAUUCAGACGGACGGAUGUGAGGGAAGAGAGGAGCAUGCAGAGUUUGUCCUGGUCAGGAAGGAUAUUCUCUUCUCUCAGCUGGUGGAGACAGCUCUGCUGGCCCUCGGAUACUCCCACAGCUCAGCUGCACAAGCCCACGGAAUCAUCAAGGUUGGAAGAUGGAACCCUCUGCCCAUCCACUUCCUGACUGAUGCACCAGAAGCUACAGUUGCUGACAUGUUGUUAGAGGUCUACCACAUGGUCACACUACGUAUCCAGCUACAAAGUUUUUCGAAGCUGGAGGACCUGCCCUGUGAACAGUGGAACCACGCGACUGUCAGGAAUGCUCUCAAAGAGCUGCUGAAGGAAAUGAACCAAAGCACUCUGGCCAAAGAGUGUCCUCUGUCACAGAGUAUGAUUUCCUCCAUAGUGAAUAGUUCUUACUAUGCCAAUGUCUCCACUGCCAAAUGCCAGGAGUUUGGUCGCUGGUACAAGAAGUAUAAGAAAAUCAAAGUAGAUUACCUGGAGAAGAUGUGGUCUGGACGAGAUGCUGCUGACAUCAAAAUUGAGAGGGACAACAUGGCUGACUUCUGUGUGCUAGGCCAGAGACCUCCUCCUCAUUUGGCCGGCCUGGCCCAGCUCAGUCACCUGGGAGCUGGCAGUCCCCUCCUCAAGGCGGGAUCUGGAGAUCCGCAGACACCCUCCCAGCAACCUCAGCAGCCUCCUCCACCCCAACAACAACCUUCACCCCAUGGUCCUCUCCACCACAGCCCUCCUCUUCGUACUGGCCAGGUGCCUCCACCACCCCCACCCCCGCCUGGUGCCCUGCAGCCCCUGCUGGGGCCAGGUGGACUGCUCUCCCCCCAACUUUCCCCACAGCUGGUACGUCAGCAGCUCGCCAUGGCCCACCUCAUCAACCAGCAACUAGCUGUUAGCCGCCUGCUGGCCCAUCAGCACCCACAGGCCCUGAACCAGCAGUUCCUCAACCACCCUCCCAUUCCUCGGGGUUCAUCCAAAGCUGGCGACCACCCUGGGAGCAACCCCUCGGCAGCUGAGGUCUCCUCUGAAAUCUACCAGCAGGUCAGAGACGAGCUGAAGAGAGCUAGUGUCUCCCAGGCCGUGUUCGCCCGUGUGGCUUUCAACCGCACACAGGGCUUGCUGUCAGAGAUCCUGCGGAAGGAGGAGGACCCCCGCACAGCCUCGCAGUCUCUGCUAGUGAAUCUGAAAGCAAUGCAGAACUUCCUCAACCUGCCUGAGAGCGAGAGAGACCGAAUCUACCAGGAGGAGAGAGAACGCACCAUGAACCCUUCAGUUGGCCUUCCCGCCUCAAACUCCUCCAACCCUGGUGCUCCACGCCUCUCACAGAAAGUGUGGGAGAGAAGUUUGGAUGACCAGAUAACCCCUGAUACCUGGGCCUCCAUCUGGAAGAACAAGACUAAGAUCUCCAACUCGCCAAAGCCAUCUGGCCCGACCCCUGACCUCCCGCUCAAGCUGGAGUCGCUGGUUAACAUUACGUCGGGGAUCUAUGAUGAAAUUCAGCAGGAGAUGAAGAGAGCCAAGGUGUCCCAAGCUCUGUUCGCAAAGGUGGCCGCCAACAAGAGCCAGGGUUGGCUGUGCGAGCUGCUUCGGUGGAAGGAGAACCCCAGCCCAGAGAACCGCACUCUGUGGGAGAACCUGUGCACCAUCCGGAGGUUUCUGACCCUGCCACAGGCCGACAGAGACCUGGCGUACGAGGAGGAGUCGAGGCACCAUCACUCCGAGAGACUGCACACCGUCCUCCACCUGCCACAGGACACACAACUCUUUUGUCUUUCUCGUCAGGCUCUUCACAGGCCUCCCCCGGCCCCGAUGAAGGAGCACCGUCUCUCUCCUAUGCGAGAAGAACCGUUGUCUGCCCCGGUAAACGAGGAAGGGUCACAGAAUGUGGGAGCUGGAGCUGCGGGCGGAUGUCCACCUAGUAAUGUUGGCAAUGCUGGGAGCAACAAGAAGCCACGAUCACGCACUAAGAUUUCCCUGGAGGCCUUGGGUAUCCUGCAGAGCUUCAUCCAGGAUGUUGGGUUGUACCCAGACCAGGAGGCCAUCCACACCUUGUCAGCACAGCUUGAUCUGCCCAAACACACCAUCAUCAAGUUCUUCCAGAACCAGCGCUACCAUGUCAAGCACCAUGGCCGCCUCAAGGACUUGGGUGAGGGGGCUGCCGCCAGCGGGGGUGUGGACGUCAGUGAAUACAGAGAAGAGGAGUUGCUUUCCGGCUCAGAGGACCCAGAGUCUAGUGAGGACGGAGCUGAAGAGAUCUUCCAGUCCACAGAGGGUGGUGGGAGCACAGGGGUGCUGAACCAGCCUCCAGUCUCCUCCAGCUCCAACUCCAGCCAGUCAUCAUCAGGGACCAAUGCUUCUCAGGAGGAAGGCAAGGACAAAGGGCACGGCCGGCCUGGUGGACCUCUGGCCCCCGGGAGCUCUUCAUCCAGUCCUAGAGAGCAGGCUGACUAUCAGAGGUAGAGACUGACACACAGAGAGGAGAACACUGAGAAGAUGAUAAUGAAGUGAAAAACUGGUCAUGAUUUGAUGGAGGAUGGCUGCAUAGAAACUGUGAGAGAUGAAGAUCUAUGUAGACACUGAUAAACCAAGAAACCAUUAGACUGAAAUACUGUACAUUGCUGAAACGAUCAGACGGACUCUUUAUAGUGAUAAUCUCAGACAGACAUCUGUGAAAACCACAUUUGUGGAGUGAAAUGACGACUAGGUAUGACUGUUGCUACACAUGCCUCCAACCUACAAACAAACACGAUGCAAAUCUCCACGUCAGCACCCGAAAACGAUCACAAGGCUUUCUAAUCAGCCAGUGGCCAGAAAAGACACACUAAAGAGGCAGGAUUCUAUGGGCUUUGGCCAGAAAUUGUUCCCAUUCCUCCUCUCUAAAGUCCGAGCACAGUCACAUAAGACAUACUCCCUACAUGCUGGGUUGAGUUUGCCCCGCUGAGUGACAUUUAUAGACUGGAUCCUUGGUUCUUCUGAGACCUCUACAAUCCUAUAAAUCCUCAGGACACACACUGAUAACUGCUAAUGCUGUCGCCUGCCCGAGAACGUUGAUAGACGGCACUCGCUGUUCGUCCACGAGCUUCAUUUCAUUGUGGAAAAAGGAAAUGACCACUCCACACCCAGCCCUUGCCUCACCGUCACACUCCAGAAUCACUACCAGUCCUAUCUAGCACUUACUCUUCACAAAGACACUAUAUAUUUUGUGAAUGUGAUGGACGCUUGCCUCCCUCGCUCUGUCUCUCCUCUUGAGGCUCACAGAACGCUGUGAGGUUUAAGAAUGACUCAAAAAGAAGAGCAGUGGACAGUUUGGCAGGAGCACAGCGGGCCGACAUCAAGAGGAUGUGGCGUGGAGGGACAUUUGGGCUUGUGUACCCACGACUCUGAACCCUUCCUGGCACCACCCGCGUCUGUGUGGCGAGAAAAAUGUCAAGAAAGGAAGGACAGAGCGAAGAUUCAGCAACCAAACAAUCAGUCACUUUAUGUGCGGUAGUCCACCCCUUCCACUCUUCCUCUCCUCUCUCCAUCUCACUCUCUCCCCCCCUUUCCUCUCUCUAAUUGGUGCCCACAGUCUUGUGUUUCACCACACCUACCCGCACUUAAACUUCACCAACCCUAUUUAUUGCUAUCUUUAUCCAUGAUUAUUAUUAUCAUUAUUGUUAUUAUUGUUGUUAUUAUGGUUAGAAUUGCUGUCAUCACGUGCUAUUUUUAGUUUUUAUUUCCAUGGUUUUAAAUAUUGGUUUUCAGAACUGGGCGGUUGUUUGGGUAACAAGAGACAUUAAGAGUGCUCUGCCCUAAAAAAAAAUAAAUAAAAAAAAUAAAAAAUAAAAAAGAGGAAGAAAAGGAGUAGAGAGUGAAAGAAAAUAAAAAGAAGCAGUUACUGAGUGUUACUGGGUAAAAUAAAAGUCCUGUUUUGUUGUAAUAUGCCAUUUUUUAUAGGCCUGUCUCCCAAGAAGAGUAGAAAAGACUUGUUGGAAAGAGAGGAGAAAGAAGAAAGCUAAACUGUUGAUGACAAUCUACUUUUUUGAGCCAUUGAAGAAAUGUGGCAGGUUUGACUCUUCACUUUUGAUGUCUGUAAAUACCCAACAUGGGAUAAAUUGUUAUUGAUAAACUUUUAUUUCUUAUUUUGCCGAGUGACUUUUCAAUGUUUGAGCCAGUUUGGAGUACAGGAAGAGUGCUGUUUUUUUCUCCUAUGGACAAUUCAGUGAAAUCAGUUCAUUUCAUUGUGCCAGGAAAAUUCAAUCACAAGAGUAUUUAAAUAAUUCAAACUGUUUUUUUGUUUGGUUUUUGUUUGACGUCUGGUGCAGUUGUGUAAAAGUAUACAAUACGUUCAAAACAGUAUCUGAGAAUGGAUGGUGUCUCGUUUGACCAUUCUGAUUGGCUGCUACACUCAACCAGAUGACUUGCCUUUUAAUUAUUACAUCAAUGCCAAUCACGCUACAUGAUAAUAUUGUGCUUUUCUGUAUGACAGGAAUCAGGGUUAGACUCUAAUGCAGUUCCAAUGAAAUCUUAGUUCAUCCAGCAGUGAAGUGAAUUAAAA